UUCCUAAGUCAAGAAGAAAGUUGGGAUCUCUUUUGUAGGAAACUACUUGAUGUUCGAGCAAUGGUUCCAGAAAUGGAAAGUCUAGCUAAGGAUAUGGUGGAAAAGUGUGGAGGCUUACCUCUUGCAAUUGUUGUAUUGAGCGGACUACUUUCACAUAAAAAGGGGCUAAACGAAUGGCAAAUGGUGAAAGAUCACCUUUGGAAGAACAUUAAAGAAGAUAAAUCUAUUGAAAUCUCCAAUAUACUAUCCUUAAGCUACAAUGAUUUGUCAACUGCGCUCAAGCAGUGUUUUCUCUACUUUGGUAUUUUUCCAGAAGAUCAAGUGGUCAGGGCUGAUAACAUAAUAUGGUUGUGGAUGGCCGAGGGUUUCAUACCCAGAGGAGAAGAAAGAAUGGAGGAUGUCGCUGAAGGCUUCUUGAAUGAGCUGAUAAGACGAAGCUUGGUUCAAGUGGCUAAAACAUUUUGGGAAAGAGUUCCUGAAUGUAGGGUUCAUGAUUUACUCCGUGAUCUUGCGAUACAAAAGGCAUUGGAGGUAAACUUCUUUGACAUUUAUGAUCCAAGAAGCCACUCCAUAUCCUCUUUAUGUAUCAGACAUGUGAUUCAUAGUGAAGGAGAAAGCUACCUCUCACUUGAUCUUUCUAACUUAAAGUUGAGGUCAAUUAUGUUCUUCGAUCCAUAUUUUCUUAAGAUGAGUCUUAAAAACUUCAGGAGUGUGUUCCAACAUCUAUAUGUGUUAUACUUUGGUAUGGGUGUUAGGUGUAGUGUACCUGAUGACAUAGGAAGUUUGUACCAUCUCAAGUUCUUAAGCUUGAGAGGUAUGGAUGACCUUCCUUCUUCCAUUGGCAACCUCAAGAAUCUACAGACACUUGUUGUUGAUACGGGUGGAUACACUUGCCAACUACCCCAAAAGAUAGCUGACUUGAUAAAUUUAAGACAUUUAGUUGCUCGGUACGAUUCAAAACCUCUGGUACAUAUAAACAAACUCACCAGUCUUCAAGUUGUUGAUGGCAUCUGUUGUGAUCAGUGGAAAGAUGUUGACCCUGUUGAUUUAGUCAAUCUUCGAGAAUUAAGGAUGAAUGGUAUUAGCAAAUCUUACUCCCUAAACAACAUUAGCAGCUUGAAAAACCUUAGCACUCUCGCAUUGUUUGGUUGUAUUGAGGAAUCAUUCCCAGACCUUGAAUUUGUUAAUUGUUGUGAAAAGCUCCAGACAUUGUGGUUAAGUGGGAGAAUAGAGAAACUGCCUCAUCUGUUCCCAAAUUCCAUCACAAUGAUAGCUCUUUGGAACUCAACACUGACAGAAGAUCCGAUGCCUAUUUUGGGAAUGUUGCCAAACUUAAGGAAUCUCCAAUUGUUUAGUGCUUAUGAAGGAAAAGAAAUAAUGUGCAGUGAUAACAGCUUCAGUCAACUAGAGUUCCUUCAUCUUCGUGAUCUUGAGAAGCUAGAAAGAUGGCAUUUAGGCACAAGUGCCAUGCCUCUGAUUAAAGGUCUUGAUAUCUAUGACUGUCCAAAUUUAAAGGAGAUUCCUGAGAGAAUGAAAAACGUGGAGCAGUUGAACCGGAAUUAUAUGUUGUGUGGGACCAAGAAUCAAGCAACACUAUUUAAUAAGCAUAUCGAGACAUGGAAGGACUCCUUGAAGCCUAAGAGUUACUACAUUGCCAAAGGGCGGUUAGAUAGCGUCAACCCCAACUACUCUUCUGUGCACAAAGAAGUUGAAUUGGCCUUUACAGACAAUACAAUCAUACAGGAGACUGAGCAUGCGGUUUCAACUCACAAAUUCUCUGAUGGCUUUUUAUCAUUGGAACAUGCUGAUAAAUUACCUAAUGGUUCUAUUCUAGACUUGAUUUGCGUCUUAGUUUCGGUGAAUCCCCUCAUUCAAAAUGCAAAUUCCAAAAGACGGGAAAUAGUUGUUACAAAUCAGCUCAUGGAGCAUACAACCGUUACUCUUUGGGGAGAUUUUGUUGAAAAUGACGGUGCAUUCCUCGAAAAGCUGCAAGAUAAUAAGCCUAUACUGGCCUUAUGUGACGUCAAAGUCUCAAUCUAUAAAGGCCGAUUUGGGAUCUCUACUAUUCCUGUGAGCAGCAUCUUAAUCAAUCCAAUGUUCCAAAAAGCAAACGACCUUCGAGCAUGGAUUGUAUGUACAAGUUCAAAGCAACAAUUGAAGACAUACUCAAUAAAGAUGAGCCAUGGUAUUCGUCUUGCAAAAAGUGCCACAAAAAAGUGA
Molecule: messenger RNA, 2220 nt
Organism: Solanum verrucosum
Lineage: Eukaryota; Viridiplantae; Streptophyta; Magnoliopsida; Solanales; Solanaceae
Product: putative disease resistance RPP13-like protein 3
Exons: 6
Coding region: 61-2220 (719 amino acids)
Biological process (GO): defense response to other organism
Molecular function (GO): ADP binding
Source: RefSeq, a predicted model, not a curated record